AUGUACGGUAUGUACAACCAGCGCUCGCCCAUCAGCUUGCCUCCCCACGUAGUAGUACGACUACGACUAGGAAAUGGCCGUCACGAUGGACUUUCAUCGGCUCCUGCUUCCUGCUUGGCAGUCCAGACCCCGAUCGAGCCUACCCCUGCCCGGACCCGAUGCAGCAGCGAUCGACGCCUGGAUGCUGCCGGGCGGGCGGGCGCGAGACGAGAGAGGCUACCUGUGCGGUGGUUGGUGGCCUGGAUGGACACUUUGGGACCGGAAGUAGCGAGCGCAUCGUCGGGGAAAGAGAGAGGGCGGAGAAGGAAAGGAGGAGAGGGCGAAGAGACGAAGAAGAAAAGAAGGAGAAGUGAACAAGAAGAACAAGAAGAAGAAGAAGAAGAAGAGGAGAAAAGAUAUAUGGGGACGUCCCGUCCCGACCAGGACACCAGGUCCUCGGGCGCAAACAACACGUCACGCGCGCGAGUAAACCCCGUCCAGACAGGACGAGCAACCGCACCAGACUAA
Drepanopeziza brunnea f. sp. 'multigermtubi' MB_m1 is the source of this 507-nucleotide messenger RNA. The record is from RefSeq and is a predicted model, not a curated record. Lineage: Eukaryota; Fungi; Ascomycota; Leotiomycetes; Helotiales; Drepanopezizaceae.